Penicillium antarcticum is the source of this 489-nucleotide messenger RNA. RefSeq names its product DASH complex subunit DAD3 family protein. The coding region runs from base 1 to 489 and encodes 162 amino acids. The record is from RefSeq and is a predicted model, not a curated record. NCBI's taxonomy places the organism in Eukaryota, Fungi, Ascomycota, Eurotiomycetes, Eurotiales, Aspergillaceae. Gene Ontology annotation, cellular component: DASH complex; mitotic spindle. The transcript has 2 exons. Gene Ontology annotation, biological process: attachment of spindle microtubules to kinetochore.
AUGUCCGCCUUUGCACCCGAAGACCCUGACGUUCACGAUUACUCCAACACCGAAGCUGACCCCGUGAUUUCUACCCCUCCGAUCCCUCAAGAACAAACAAUGGACGCCGAUACAGACGCCUCGCACGGUCGAGGCCACUCGAACAAUCCUCUCUUGGGCGACAACCCUCUCGUAUCAGAUCUGGAGCAGGAGGUACUGGAUGAAUAUGCUCGCUUGCUGCGGAAUGUGAAUCAGCUCUCAGACAAACUCUCAGACCUUGCUGGUUCCCCCGCCUCCAUGCCGCUCGAUGGCCUCCGUCUUCUUGAGCGCAAGACUGCUACUGUUUGCACUUUGCUGAAGGCUAGUGUGUACAGCAUUGUGCUUCAACAACAGAUCUGGAACGAAAAUGAAGAGCAGCAGCAACAACAGCAAAAUGAGGACCAGCAUUUCCAGGACCAAGAGUAUCAAUAUGGAGGUUAUGACGGGGAAGGAGAGAUGACGUUCCAAUAA